This is a messenger RNA of Coniosporium apollinis CBS 100218, 3384 nucleotides long. RefSeq lists its product as uncharacterized. The transcript has 5 exons. The record is from RefSeq and is a predicted model, not a curated record. Bases 1 to 3384 code for a protein of 1127 amino acids. Gene Ontology annotation, biological process: double-strand break repair via homologous recombination. Gene Ontology annotation, cellular component: Smc5-Smc6 complex. Gene Ontology annotation, molecular function: ATP binding; ATP hydrolysis activity. Lineage: Eukaryota; Fungi; Ascomycota; Dothideomycetes.
AUGGCACCCGGUCGACGGCGCAGCGCUGCUGAGUUCGAGGAAGACAGCGAGGCUUUAAUAGACGGCACUGCAUCGCCAGCCCCUCAGCCACUGAGAAACAGAAAGCGUGCCCGGCUCGAGGACGAUGCGUCUUCAGAGCCCUCCUCCCCCGGCCCCGUCCUCCCAGACAGCUACCGCACCACCUCCCUCCCUCAGCCUAACGGCGUCGUCUCCCACCUGAACCGCGAUGGCUACACCCCGGGCUCCAUCGUGCGCGUCAAAGUGCGCAACUUCGUCACCUAUACCUCCGCCGAAUUUAAGCUCGGCCCCUCGCUGAACAUGAUCAUCGGCCCUAACGGCACCGGCAAAUCGACGUUCGUCUGCGCCGUGUGUCUUGGGCUGGGAUGGGGGCCUCAGCAUCUCGGUCGCGCGAAGGAGCUGGGGGAGUUCGUCAAGCAUGGGGCCAGAGAGGCGGAGAUCACGAUCACGUUGGCUGGGAAGGAUGGGGAGGAGAACCCGGUCGUCAGGCGGACGAUCAAGAAGGAGGGCAACAAGAGCACGUGGCAGAUCAACAAGAAGAUGGCGAGCCAGAAGGACGUGCUGAAGCUGGCGAGGGGGUUCAGCAUCCAGAUCGAUAAUCUGUGUCAAUUUCUGCCACAGGAUCGUGUUGUGGAGUUCGCAGCGCUGAGCCCGGUUGAUCUGCUCCGCGAAACGCAGAGGGCGGUUGCGUCGGAGGAGAUGGUGGGGUGGCAUGUUGACCUGCAGAAGAUGCGGAAGGAGCAGAAGGCGGCACAGACGUUGUCGGCGCACGACAGGGAAACCCUCGCUACUCUGCAGAAUAGGCACAAUAUGCAGCGCGCGGACGUCGAGCGGCUGCAGGAGAGAAAUGAAAUGGUGGCUCGUGUGGAGGCCCUGGAGAGGUUCAAGCCCUAUGUGCAGUACAACGAACUGAGAGUCCAAGCUGGCGAGGCGAAGCGGAAGAAGAGAGAUGCGAUGGAGGACCUGAAGAAGCUGGAGAAGGAAGUUGAGCCCACGCUCAGGGCGGUCAAUGCAAAAGCGGCCUAUCAGCAACAGGUCGAACAAGUCACGAAGCAGCGCAAACGCCUCGUCGAGCGACUGGAUCAACAAGCCGAAGAUUUAUACAAGAAGCAGUAUGGCAUCCAGAAGCAGAUUGAAGAUCGCGUCAAAGACGAGGAAGCGGAAAAGGAGCAGGAGAAGACGAGGCGCGCGGAACUCGCCCGCAUUGAGCAGUCCCUCGCGCGACUGCAGCGCCAAAGAGAACAGGCGCCGAUUGACUUCGAUCCAGCGGCGUACAACGAGAGGAUACGGGAAAAGACACGCCGAAUCCGUGACAUUGAUACCGAAGCUCUCGAUGCUCGAAACGAGAUGGGCAGAGUACAGCGCGAAGCCCAACCAAGGAAGCAACAGAUUACGCAGUGCGAGAAAGGCAUUGAAAACUUGAGCACUCAAGCCGGCCAGCAAACAUCAAAGUUGAAGCAAGCAUCGGCUGACGCGAACCAGGCUUGGGAUUGGGUUCAGGAGAACCAGAAUCUCUUCGAGGGCAAAGUUUACGGUCCAGCAAUUGUGGAAUGCUCAAUCAGGGAUGCACGAUACGCCGAUGCCGUAGAAGCGCUGUUCCAGAAGGCGGAUUUUUGCGCAUUCACUUGCACGAAUCGAAACGACUUCAAGAUCUUGCAGGAAAACCUGUUUGGCCGCCUGCGAUUGUCAGACAUUUCCGUCCGUGUAGCGAGUAGGCCGCUCAACGCUUGGCAGUUUCCAGUACCGGAGGAGCAGCUGCGCGCGCACGGCUUGGAUGGGUGGGCUCUCGAGUUCAUUGCAGGUCCUGAGCCGGUCUUGUCGAUGCUCUGCGACAGCAUCAACCUGCAUCGGACCGGGCUGACACUUAGAGACCUUAAUGGGCAGCAGUUCGAGCGUCUGUCCGAAAGCCAAAUCGCCACUUGGGUGGACAGGAAGACAUAUUACAGAGUCACGCGGCGCAGGGAGUACAACGCUUCCUCCACCAUGACUCGGCAAAUCAGGCCCGCUAGAAUCUGGACAGAUCAGCCGGCUGAUGUUGGCGAGGAGAGGCAGUUGCGUCAGAGGAUCAAUGAGUUGAAAGAUGAGUUGAGCGAACUGCUAAAGACGCAUGAAGCUUCGAAGCAGAAGUUGACCAACCUCAAGAAUGAGAACCAAGAGCUGACUCGAGAGAAGGAUGAUUUGCAGCGGGAGAAGGAUGAGAAGCAGAAGGCUUUGGGCGAGUACAAUGCGCUGCCUGUCAAGAUUGCAAAUCUGGAAGGGAAGCGCGACAAUCUGAACAGCGAUAGAGCGAGCAUGAGGCAACGCAUCGAUGCUCUCAAAGACCAAGCAGAUGAUCUAGCUCUCAAAAAAGGCCAAUUAGCUCUCGACUAUGCUAACCUUGUCGAGACCUUGCGCAAGUCGCACAUCGAGCUUUUCGAAGCGGAAGUCCUGGAGAUCGAGGCAGCUUCGGAGGUUGAGACACUGCGCGAGCGCAACACGGAGAUUAGCCGACUGCUCGAAGUGCGCCGCGCAGAAGUCAAGGCCAUUGAGGCAGAAGCCAGCCGGAUCCACAACACGGCAAAGCAAGCUCUGGAGAGGGUCAAGCGGUACAACCAAGAGCAAACACCCGAGGAGCAAGUCAUAGUAUCAGCAUGGUAUAACAGCCUUGGAGAGAAGGCGUCAUCCGAAGACCUUGCAGCCGAGAUCGAAUCCGUCAACGCGAGGCUGGAGCUCACCCACGACGGCAACCCCGAGAUCAUUCAACAGUUUGAGACGCGCGAGAAGCAGAUCAAGCGGCUCGAGGAAAAGCUUGCAACCUCCACCGCUGAGCUCGAGAAGCUGGACGCAGACAUCGCCGCCCUCCGCGCGAAAUGGGAGCCCCAGCUUGACACCCUCGUCGCCCAGAUCAGCGAGGCUUUCUCGGACAACUUCGCCAAGAUCGGCUGCGCGGGCGAGGUCGGCAUCCACAAGGACGACGACUUCGACCAGUGGGCCAUUCAGAUCCGCGUCAGCUUCCGCGAAGGCGAGGCCCUCUCCACUCUCGACGCGCACCGCCAGUCCGGCGGCGAGCGCGCGGUCUCCACAAUCUUCUACCUCAUGGCGCUGCAGUCGCUCGCCCGCUCACCGUUCCGCGUCGUCGAUGAGAUUAACCAGGGCAUGGACCCGCGGAACGAGAGGAUGGUCCAUGAGCGUAUGGUUAAUAUCGCGUGCGAGGAGAAUACGAGCCAGUGUUUCCUCAUCACGCCGAAGUUGCUGAGUGGGCUCAAGUUUCAUCCCAAGAUGACGGUGCAUUGCAUUGCCAGCGGAGAGUUCAUGCCUGCGGAUCAUAGGGAGCUGGAUUUUGGGCACUUGGCGAGCGUGGCGAUGAGGUUGAGGGGGAAGGCUUGA